This is a messenger RNA of Neltuma alba, 1131 nucleotides long. Its product is annotated as PHD finger protein ALFIN-LIKE 4. NCBI's taxonomy places the organism in Eukaryota, Viridiplantae, Streptophyta, Magnoliopsida, Fabales, Fabaceae. Gene Ontology annotation, cellular component: nucleus. Gene Ontology annotation, molecular function: transcription cis-regulatory region binding; transcription coregulator activity; histone binding. The coding region runs from base 90 to 860 and encodes 256 amino acids. Gene Ontology annotation, biological process: regulation of DNA-templated transcription. The record is from RefSeq and is a predicted model, not a curated record. The transcript is spliced from 5 exons.
CACUCAAUCACAGGUCAAAUACUUUCCCAUCUUUCCCUCCAUUUACAAGCUCACUCCUUCUCCCCUUCCUCCUUCAAUUUCAGCUCCUCAUGGACGGGGGUGCUCCCUACAAUCCUCGCACGGUUGAAGAGGUCUUCAGGGAUUUCAAGGGUCGCCGUGCUGGCAUGAUUAGGGCCCUCACCACCGAUGUUGAAGAGUUCUAUCAGCAGUGUGAUCCUGAGAAGGAGAACCUGUGCCUUUAUGGAUUUCCUAGUGAGCAGUGGGAAGUCAAUCUGCCUGCUGAGGAAGUGCCUCCAGAGCUUCCAGAACCUGCGCUGGGUAUUAACUUUGCCAGAGAUGGGAUGCAAGAAAAAGAUUGGCUAUCUUUGGUUGCUGUUCACAGUGAUGCAUGGCUACUUGCUGUAGCCUUUUAUUUUGGUGCUAGAUUUGGAUUUGAUAAGGCUGAUAGGAAGCGAUUGUUUAAUAUGAUAAAUGAUCUUCCAACAAUAUUUGAGGUUGUUACGGGGAUGGCCAAGAAACAAGGAAAGGAAAAGUCAUCAGUUUCUAACCAUAGCAGUAACAAAUCCAAAUCAAACUCUAAGCAAACGCAGAGAGGAUCUGAGUCUCAAGGAAAGUAUUCAAAAGCAAUGCAAUCAAAGGAUGAAGAUGAGGAGGGUUUGGAUGAAGAAGACGAGGAGGAGCAUGGAGAGACACUAUGCGGGGCAUGUGGAGAGAACUAUGCAGCUGAUGAGUUCUGGAUUUGCUGUGACAUCUGUGAGAAGUGGUUUCACGGGAAGUGUGUGAAGAUCACCCCUGCAAGGGCUGAACAUAUCAAGCAGUACAAAUGUCCGUCCUGUAGCAACAAGAGAUCUCGACCUUGACCGUGGUUACUUCACGUUCUGCCAUUUUAUGACGACUAAUUUGGGUAGUAGGUCAGGUUCAUUAGUCUUGCUGUUACAGGAAAUCUGUUCUGAAUAUUAUGUUAGGUUUGUAAGCUACUGUUUAUUUCAUCUUAAAUCAGGAUGGUUGUGUUAGGAGCUAGUUGAUUAUCUUGUUCCUCUGUGGAUUUGAUCAUGUGCUUACUUAAAUUUAAUUGUCUGUAACUGUAAUCCGUGUCAAUAUCGUAAUGUUCAUAUUUUCAUUGGAUUGUCA